AAAUAGAGUGGAGUUUUCUGACAGCAUAGGCAAUGUGACAUCUCCAAGGAAGGGAGAAUUAAUCCUCUUUUAUACUUUCUUGCACCUCACAUUAUCAUUCCCAUCUCUCUAUCUCUCACAGUCAUUUUUCUUCCUUGCUCUUUGUGCUCAUGGAACCUAGCACCACUGAUGAACCUGCAAAGUCACAUGGAAACCAUACCAAUAAGCAUCAUAGCUUCCAAUCUCAAAUCCAUGAUCACCAUCAUGGCAUUGGCACCCUCUCUUCCACCUCUAUUCUUAUAAUCAUCGUAUCAUCCAUUUCUGUUGUUGUAGUUCUCACUAUCUUUCUAAUUAUAGCAAUGCUUAGAAGAUACAAAUAUUCCAAAGAUGGAGGCAACUGCAGAGACUUUAGCAGUUGCAACACUAGCAAGUUCAUUGCUCAUACCACCAUAAGAUUCACUCCAAGCCCAGAUGUUAAGGGUGGAUGUCUAUAUGGAAGCAAUAUGGGCCAUAAGCUUCCAGGCAAAUACAAAGGAGUCCAGGUUUUCACAUUCAAGGAGCUUGAAAUCGCCACAAACAAAUUCAGUGAAGCAAAUGUGACAUGGAAUGAAGGGUAUGGGGUGGUGUAUAGAGGUACCUUAAGUGAUGGAACUGUGGCAGCAAUUAAGAUGCUCCAUAGAGCAGGGAAGCAAGGAGAGCGUGCAUUCAGGAUAGAGGUGGAUUUGCUAAGCAGGUUGCACUCACCAUACUUGGUGGAGCUACUUGGUUAUUGUGCUGACCAGAACCACAGGCUCCUAGUAUUUGAAUUUAUGCCUAAUGGGACUCUUCAACACCAUCUCCAUCACAAGCAAUAUCGACAGUUGGAUUGGGGGACACGAUUGAGAAUUGCCCUUGAUUGUGCUAGGGCCCUGGAGUUCCUUCAUGAGCUCACAAUCCCAGCAGUAAUCCAUCGUGACUUCAAGUGUAGUAACAUUUUACUAGACCAAAAUUUUCGGGCUAAAGUUUCAGAUUUCAGAUCGGCUAAGAUGGGCUCGGAAAGGAUCAAUGCUCGAAAUUCGACGUGUUUGCCGAGUACCCCUGGUUAUCUAGCACCAGAGUAUGCUUCAACGGGUAAGCUCACCACAAAAUCAGAUGUAUACAGCUAUGGAGUUGUUCUUUUACAGCUCUUAACUGGCCGUAAACCUGUUGAUACCAAGCAGCCCUCCGGUGAACAUGUCCUUGUCUCCUGGGCUCUUCCAAGGCUAACCAACAGAGAUAAGGUAGUGGAAAUGGUUGAUCCAGCCAUGAAAGACCAAUAUUCAAAGAAGGACUUGAUCCAGGUGGCUGCUAUUGCAGCCGUGUGUGUGCAACCAGAAGCAGAUUAUAGGCCUCUCAUGACAGAUGUUGUGCAGUCUCUAAUCCCUCUGGUCAAGAACCUUUCUUCCGUAUCUUCCUCUUGUUCCUCUAGAUUUAUGAAUCAGAUGUUGUGCAGUCCAAGGCCUAUGUAGAUUUUGUUGUAAUAAAGAUUGAUAAUAAAAGACACUGUUACCAGCUUGGGUCAAAAAUCAAAGCUAGGAAUUUGGAAA
Populus nigra (black poplar) is the source of this 1544-nucleotide messenger RNA. RefSeq names its product probable serine/threonine-protein kinase PBL7. Gene Ontology annotation, molecular function: ATP binding; protein kinase activity. The transcript has 6 exons. Gene Ontology annotation, biological process: protein phosphorylation. The record is from RefSeq and is a predicted model, not a curated record. NCBI's taxonomy places the organism in Eukaryota, Viridiplantae, Streptophyta, Magnoliopsida, Malpighiales, Salicaceae. Bases 150 to 1466 code for a protein of 438 amino acids.